This is a messenger RNA of Aspergillus ruber CBS 135680, 337 nucleotides long. RefSeq lists its product as uncharacterized. The record is from RefSeq and is a predicted model, not a curated record. The coding region runs from base 70 to 318 and encodes 82 amino acids. The transcript has a single exon. Lineage: Eukaryota; Fungi; Ascomycota; Eurotiomycetes; Eurotiales; Aspergillaceae.
UGACUAUGGAACAAUAGGGUACCGGCAGGGACUCAGCCAACUCUUCAGGCACCGGAGACUGCAUUAAGGAUGUUGUGCUAUUGCGUUUUUGUGCUUGUUUGUGCUUUUGUCCCUACAACUAGGUCACGCUUGACGCGUCUGUUGAGUAUUCCAUGUCAUCCUGCAAGGUGUGGCUAUCCUGUAGUCAAGUCACCCAUACCCGAAAUAGGGAUGCUGUAUGCAACAAACCGUAUUCAUCCUGGUGCCUUCAAGGUACAGAAUGAAACAAACAAAGCAAGCAUGAGACACACUGGCCCAUGUCAGCAACAGGGUAUCUAGUCGGGAAAGACUAAUUCUG